Molecule: messenger RNA, 1358 nt
Organism: Cervus elaphus (red deer)
Lineage: Eukaryota; Metazoa; Chordata; Mammalia; Artiodactyla; Cervidae
Product: lysozyme C, kidney isozyme
Exons: 4
Coding region: 4-510 (168 amino acids)
Biological process (GO): defense response to Gram-negative bacterium; defense response to Gram-positive bacterium
Molecular function (GO): lysozyme activity
Source: RefSeq, a predicted model, not a curated record
AACAUGUUAAAAAGCAGGGCCAGCUCCCCUGGCUCAGCCUGGAGGUCUGGCUUCUCAGUCGACAUGAAGGCUCUCCUUAUUCUGGGGCUUCUCCUCCUCCCUGUUGCUGCCCAGGGCAAGGUCUUUGAGCGAUGUGAGCUUGCCAGAACUCUGAAAAGACUUGGAAUGGAUGGCUUUAGAGGAGUCAGCCUGGCAAACUGGAUGUGUUUGGCCAGAUGGGAAAGCAAUUACAACACACAAGCUACAAACUACAAUAGUGGAGACAGAAGCACUGACUAUGGGAUAUUUCAAAUCAAUAGCCACUGGUGGUGUAAUGAUGGCAAAACCCCAGGAGCAGUUAACGCCUGUGGUAUACCCUGCAGCGCUUUGCUGCAAGAUGACAUCACUCAAGCUGUAGCAUGUGCAAAGAGGGUUGUCAGUGAUCCACAAGGCAUUAGAGCAUGGGUGGCCUGGAGAAAUCGAUGUCAAAACCAAGAUCUCACCAGUUACAUUCAGGGUUGUGGAGUGUAACCUUGGAGUUUUCACUUCAGCCCAUUUUGUCUCUUUUUCAUAUUAAGGAAGUAAUAGUUGAGAGAAAGGUCAUACUUUCAAACAAAUAAUGUUUUUUAUAGAAGCAGAAGCAUGUGGUCUUUCUUUUAAGAUACUUAAUGUUUACUUCAUGUGUUUAUUAUUUGAUGUUAGGCCCACAGUGUAUUUCAGUUUGUUAAUAGACCUAAUGCUGGUGAAUAUUUGUCUAAAAUCUUAAUUAUUAAAUAUAUAACCAGAACAUUCAGUUCUUAAAGAAAUAGCACAGACUGAAUCUUGAACCCUACAAGUACUCCCCAAUAUUCAACAAAAAUAUAGCAAAAUAAUAUCUUUAAACAAAUUGAUCUUAGGCAAAAUCCCACCCGUGUAGUAGUCAUGUAACACCUUCAUCUGUUCAGUCAUCUCCAAAAACAGUAAAAGAUAACCACUUUUUGCUGGGCAAUAUAAAAUGUUAAAUAGAGCAGAAUGCCAAAUGACUAAAAAUGAAGAAAGUCUGAUUUAAGAAUUUUGUUUUCAUAAAGUGUGACCUUUGUUUUAAAUGUUGUCUUGGAAAUGUUGCAUUUAAACAGCUUUAAAAAUAAGCUCAGAAUUUAUAUGUCAAUCUCUUUUUGUCCUUUUAAAGAACUCAAUUGUGCAUCUUGUUGUCAUGAAUGAUAUAAAGACAGAUUAGAUGAGCUGUUGUUUUUUCUUAAUGUUAUAAGCUUAGUUUCAUGCAUUAUGACAAAUUCAGAAGCAGAAGAGUUUGUAAGUAUUGAAAUCCUUGCUAGUUAAUCCCAGGUGUGAAAUCAUGAAUGCUGUAAAAAGUACCUUUUCAGUAAAAGCUUUGCAAUUUA